Molecule: messenger RNA, 504 nt
Organism: Knipowitschia caucasica
Lineage: Eukaryota; Metazoa; Chordata; Actinopteri; Gobiiformes; Gobiidae
Source: the annotation of a GenBank genome assembly
AUGAUCAAGCGUGUCCAGCGGAAUGCUGAACCCCUGAGAGAUGCACUGGCACUACACACAACCAACGUCACCAUGCCAACAGCAACUGAACUGGAGAAAAUGAAGAAGCUUGAGGCUGCGUUGGAGCAGUGCAGGUAUAUAUCUGAACUUCUGGGUGGAGAGAAGUAUGUUUCUUGCUCAGUGGUGCUGCCAGCAUUGUGUCAUCUGUCCCGAGUGAUGGAGGUCACUGAGGACGACCCAUCCUACAUGAUCAAGUUCAAGGGAACCUUCACAGCAGACCUGGAAGCUCGCAAGGAGAAGACCAAUGUUACAUGGCUGAGAUUUGCAACAGCACGUGACCCAAGGUUUAAGGACCUCAAGUGUCUGAGCAAACCUGACAGGGUUCAGGUGUGGGAUUCAGUCCGCGCAUUGCUCCAGGAGAUGGAGAAGGAGAAGCCUGCACAGCCCGAUAACCAAGUCACACCUGAGCCGGCCACGAAGAAACCAGCUCUCUUGCUUGCUUGA